AUGGCGGGCGUCGCCACGGCGUAUUCGACUGAAGCCCUGCCCUCUGGAGGCGUGGACAAUGAAAAAUGGGAAUUCUCUGUACCAAUUGGUAGCGAUGGCACUCCCCAACAUUCCUCAAAACCACGGACCUCCCAUGACUCGAGCUCCGUCCGUGCGAGAUCGACUAGGAAUCGAAACUCCAACGGCUCACGAAGCUCGUCUGUCUCCCGAACCAUGCCCGGAAACGAUGCCCCUUAUUAUGCACACCGCGGCCGACGAGACCACAGUCUAAACCGACAUGGAAGUGAUAUUGGCAGUAUGCGUGAUGCCCCCGGGAACGAUACGUCGAGUCGCAGAGACACGGGCGAGGAGUUGGAUGAAAAAUCAAUGGAAUUCAACCCUGAGAGCUGGAUUCACCGAGACAAACUCGCCAAAAUCGAGAGCGAGGAACUUCACCAGGCGGCCAUAAUGUUCCAACGACGAAUGAGAGCCGAGAGCAAGUCGAGUGCGGGACGUGGCCAAAGCCAUGAUUCCCAUCAGAGUACUGCGAAUGGCGGCACUGCGGUGACAUCGCCGAACACAGAGCACUCGGAACCAUGGCCUCAACUCCGGGAGGAACAUAGGGGUAGCCGUGAAGGUGGCGAUGAAGAGAAGAAACACCAGUGGGAUCUUCGACGACCUGAAGAGAUUGCUGCAGACGAAGCAGCAGCCAGUAUCUACAGCAACCCCGGUCUCCGAAAGAGUUCCUCCCGCAUACCCAUUUCGAUGGCUAGUCCGGUGCCAUUGGGUAGCGGCCGCGAUUCCCGUGGUGCUCGCAGUCGUGCAGCUACGGAUGAACUUGAGGAUAUCGAGUUUUCUCGAGGCCGUAGAGCUAGCGAGCCUCUCAACACUGACGCCGAACCAACCACACCCUCUCCUAACAGCCGCCCUAACAGCCGCGGAUUCAACUUCAACACUACCCAGAACACCCCAAAGAAGACCCCAGCCAAGGCCACGGGAUCUGCGAACCGCAAGACCUCCGCCCCACCCACCAACCGAAAGCCUUCGGCCACGACAGCGAGAUCGCGUGCGGUCUCAGGGAACACAUCUCAACGACCAACCACCCGAGGAGGAGAAACCCGGCCUACCACCGGAGUCAAUCGUCCCGAGGGAGAUCCGCCAUGGCUGGCCACGAUGUACAAGCCGGAUCCUCGCCUUCCACCUGACCAGCAAAUGCUUCCUACCCUUGCCAAAAAGAUGCUGCAGGAACAGUGGGAGAAAGAAGGCCGGACGCCUAAUACCUACGAUCGAGACUUUGCGCCCCUGGCUGUGUAUCCUAACGAUAUCCCUCCUGUGCCGCCCAAGGCAGAGGAACCCAUCCAGCCAAGCGAGGAGAAGUACCAAGAACCACCUCAGCCACCUCAACCCCCCCAAGAGUCCCGAACCACCAAGGCCCAACACAAGUACCGGCUAUAG
Messenger RNA from Penicillium cosmopolitanum, 1434 nucleotides. RefSeq lists its product as uncharacterized. The transcript has 2 exons. Bases 1 to 1434 code for a protein of 477 amino acids. The record is from RefSeq and is a predicted model, not a curated record. NCBI's taxonomy places the organism in Eukaryota, Fungi, Ascomycota, Eurotiomycetes, Eurotiales, Aspergillaceae.